AUGCCGCCUAGGAAGAGCAAUGUAUCGGCCGUGUCGAAUGAAGAGAGCCCAGCAGCACCCAGAUCAGCGCCUCGCGAUGAAAGCUUAGGUGUUGAGGACCUUAACCUCCCAAAGUCGAUAGUACAGCGACUGGCCAAAGGUGUACUGCCGCCAAAUACUCAAAUCCAGAAAGAUGCGCUUCUUGCUAUGAGCAAGAGCGCAACUGUAUUCGUCAACUAUGUUACAUCAUGCGCGGCCGAAAAAGCCAUUGCCAGCGGCAAGAAGACAGUCAUGCCAAAAGACGUGUUUGAAGCCAUGGCCGAGCUCGAAUUCGCUUUCAUGCUCCCCCGCCUCGAAGCCGAAGUCACAAAGUUCACGUCGAUACAAGCCGAUAAGCGGAACACAUACAGGAAAAAGGUGCGCGAGGAGAAGAAGGGUACCAGUGGCACCACAGGGGCUGCUUUUUCGACUCCCAUGAAAUCAGCGGGGAAUGGAGAUGUAGUUAUGGAGGGCACGGAUGAUGGUGGGGAAAGGGCGACAAAGAGGAUGCGAAGAGAAAGUGGAGAAGGGGGAGAAGGAGACGUCACUGAGGAGGAGGGAGACGAGACGGUGGAUGUGGAAGACGAGGAAGUUGAGGACGAUGAGAUCGAGGAGGAGGUCGAGGAGGAGCGACUGAUGGAGGAUCCACUGGAGGAAAAAGAGGACAAGGAGGACGAAGACGAAGACGGCAACGACAGCGAUUGA
Molecule: messenger RNA, 723 nt
Organism: Pyrenophora tritici-repentis Pt-1C-BFP
Lineage: Eukaryota; Fungi; Ascomycota; Dothideomycetes; Pleosporales; Pleosporaceae
Product: Class 2 transcription repressor NC2, beta subunit (Dr1)
Biological process (GO): DNA damage response; heterochromatin formation; leading strand elongation
Cellular component (GO): CHRAC; epsilon DNA polymerase complex
Molecular function (GO): protein heterodimerization activity; chromatin DNA binding
Source: RefSeq, a predicted model, not a curated record